Oryzias latipes (Japanese medaka) is the source of this 3330-nucleotide messenger RNA. The record is from RefSeq and is a predicted model, not a curated record. Lineage: Eukaryota; Metazoa; Chordata; Actinopteri; Beloniformes; Adrianichthyidae.
GAUUCGCCGGUGGGGGCGGUGUUGAGCCCUCAGCGUGACCCUGCCGCGGCGGCUGCGCCGUGGGAAGAGGACGCAGCUCCACGGAGAGCCAAACGCGGUAAGCAGAGCGAAGAGGAGAUUUUACGCGCGGACCCAGCUCAUGGAGUGACCGCCGUGGACCCCGCGAGGCUGUGGAGAGACUUUCCGUCGCAGUUUGAAGGCUUAACGGAGGAAGUACCGGCAUGGAGGAGACAGGCAGCAGGAACAGCAGCCUGCAGAGGAAGAAGCCUCCAUGGCUCAAACUGGACAUCCCGACCAUCCAGCUCACCCCGGACGACACCCCCCUUCCCAACCAGCCGGUGAAGCGCAUGCGCAGCGUCAGCAUGCCGGGAGAAAAUCCUCAGACCCGCACUGCAGCCUUGGAAAGCUCCAACAACUACCUCAAACCUCCCUUGGAGAGGACGCACCCCCUAAAACAGUCCAUCAAGAAUGGUGAGAGAAGGGUACACUUUGACCGCCUCAACACGGUCCCUCCAAAAGGCCAGAGGUGCCUGAGGAGGGUGUCAACCAGCCGAAGGCGGUCCUGUGUCCCCAAAUUACAGUCCAGACGGCGGUCGUCUAUACCCAAACAGAUCAUCAGGGGCACGGCAGACUGGUUUGGGGUCAGCAAGGACAGUGACAGCACCCAGCGAUGGAGGAGGAGGAGCCUGCAGCACUGCAGCCAGCUGUACGGGGGUCUGAAGGCUCAGGUGAUCAGGGAGCUGGAGCUCCACAGCCACGACAAUCUGACUAGCACUGAGACCCCGCCUCCUCUCCCUCCCCACCACCCCAGUCACCACCAUCACUUUGGCAUGUGGAGGGUGGUGAACCCUCUGGCCCGUGGCCGAGUGUUUCGCAUGGCGGACGAGGUGGACGGCCACGUUGUCACGCAGAGCCCCCUCACACCCGGAGCCGCAUCUAUCUGCUCAUUCUCCAGCUCCCGCUCCACCCUCAACUGGUUGCCACGGAGACGCAAACGGGAUUCAGUUGCUGUCAUGAGUCUGAAGGCGGCAGCAGCUCUGAUGAAGGGUCGGACAUUGGGGGACGGCCGUGCCGGGCAGUGCCGCAGGAGGAGUUUCCUGCCCCCAAGUGUCUUUGAAGAGGACACAGUGGAUUUCCCCGAAGAGCUGGAUACCUCCUUCUUCAGCAGAGACGGUCUGCCGGAGGAGACAUCCAGCAUGGCAGAUGACGUGUUUGAGACAUCCUCAGAGGCCAACCUCAAACAGCAGGAUGAGAGCGCGCUCACAGGAAGUUCUCUGGAAAGGAGCAACCUGGAGAGGAAUCAUCUCACAUUCCCUUUGGAGAGAGGAUGGCGAAAAGGAAAAGACGGUUGUCUGGUCCAACCUAAAGUCCUGAACCAGGAAGUAGUGACCAGCCAUCACCAGCGGGGUCAAAAAAUCACCAUUCCUGUAAAGAAGCUGUUCACCCGCCAAAGGAGGCCGUACGGGCUCGGUAUGAUCGGACGCCUGACGAACCGGACGUACCGCAAGCGCAUUGACAGCUUCGUCCAGAAGCAGAUCGAAGACAUGGACAAUCACAGGCCUUUUUUCACCUACUGGAUUACGUUUGUCCAUUUGGUCACUACCAUCCUGGCUGUCACUAUUUAUGGUGUUGUCCCUAUGGGCUUCUCUCAGUAUGAAACUGUGGACUCUGUGUUAAGGAAUAAAGGGGUUUAUGAAAAUGUCAAGUUUGUCCAACAGCAGAACUUCUGGUUCGGUCCAAGCUCGGAAGCACUGAUUCACCUCGGUGCAAAGUUUUCGCCGUGUAUGCGUCAAGACGAAGAAGUCCACCAGCUGAUCCAGGAGAUAAAAGCCAAAGAAAGAGAAUCGGGCUGCUGCGUGAGGAACGACCGCUCCGGCUGCCUGCAGACUUUACAAGAAGAGUGUUCGAGUACAUUGGCAGAGUGGAUCAAGUGGCCUCAGCAUCCCAGCGCCCCGUAUCUGAAUGGUAAACUGCGACAGCAUGGAUCCGUCUGUCAUCAGGAUCCAAGGUUUUGUCUGGAGCCGGCCUCGGCUUCACCUCUCGAGUGGCCAGACGACAUUACACAGUGGCCAAUUUGCACGUUGUAUAACACCGGGAAUCACACCAACCUUCCCCACAUCGACUGCACCAUCACAGGCCGGCCCUGCUGCAUCGGCACCAAAGGACGAUGUGAAAUAACUUCCAGAGAGUAUUGCGAUUUCAUGCACGGCUACUUCCAUGAGGAGGCAAUUCUUUGCUCCCAGGUGGCCUGCAUGGAUGAUGUUUGCGGUUUGUUACCUUUCCUGAACCCAGAAGUUCCAGAUCAGUUCUCCCGCCUGUGGCUGGCUCUCUUUCUUCACGCUGGGAUCCUGCACUGCUUGGUGUCGAUGUUUUUCCAGAUGACGGUGCUCAGGGACCUGGAGAAGCUGGCUGGCUGGCUGAGGAUCUCCAUCAUCUACAUGCUGAGUGGCAUCACUGGCAACUUGGCCUCUGCCAUCUUUUUGCCCUACAGAGCAGAGGUACAGUUCAUUUGCAACCUCACUUCUGCACAAUGCUGCCCCCAAAAUAGCAUUCGAGGGAGCUGGCUUAGUCUUUGGUCUGAUGAACCCAAACGUAAAGAGAGUUUUGGAAAUAUCAGCAUUCCUGUCACAUUUGAACCAAGUCUGAGAAACUGUUCAUGUGUGUACACGACCUCAGAGAUGUGGCUCGUUCCUCUGCUCUCACUUCACCUUCCAGGUGGGUCCUGCAGGCAGCCAGUUUGGCAUCCUGGCCUGUUUGUUUGUGGAGCUGUUUCAGAGCUGGCAGAUCCUCGAGAGGCCAUGGCGAGCGUUUGCAAAGCUGCUGGCCAUCUCCGUCUUCUUCUUCUCCUUUGGCCUGCUCCCUUGGAUCGACAACUUUGCCCACAUUUGCGGUUUCGUGUCCGGAUUCUUUCUAUCCUUCGCCUUCUUACCAUACAUCAGCUUUGGACACUCAGACGCUUUCCGAAAGCGAGUCCAAAUCUGUGUUUUCCUGCUCAUCUUCGUUGGCUUGUUCUCCACUCUGGCAGUCCUCUUCUACAUCUAUCCAAUAAAGUGCGACUGGUGCGAGUACCUCACCUGCAUUCCCAUCACUGACAAACUCUGCGAGAAGUACGACCUGAACGCACACAUCCUCCGACGGCAGUGAAAGCGGCAGACGGUACUGCGGGACCGCUCAUGACGGCCAAUCGAAAGCAGGACCUUCCUGCUGUUUGACUGUCUGACCUUGCAAGAUGGGCUUGGCCACAAUGAGGACAAACUGCUUGGACAUCUUAUACUCAACGUCUAAACUCUUCAUGCAAAAGGGACUCCACAGCACCCCUCCAUGGCCAAA